CGCCCCAGCCCGAGGGGCCGUGCGCCGGCGCGGCCAUGGCGGCGGAGAGCGGCACGGCGGCCGAGGCCCUCGUGGGGCAGGUGGUGCUGCCCGGGGACCUGCUGCUGCUCCCCGCGCACUACGACGAGGACGCGGAGGGCGAGCGGCUUCGGCUGAGCGCGGGCACCGCGCCGCAAGGGCGGCUGCUGUGCGGGCCGGGGCUGCGGCGCAGCGGGGCCGGGCUGCUGGUGACCAAGUGCGGGCUGCUGCGGCACCGGCCCGGGGGCGGCGGCGCCUACUGGGUGGACUCGCAGCAGAAGCGGUACGUGCCGGUGAAGGGCGACCACGUCAUAGGGAUCGUGAUGGCCAAAGCGGGGGACGUGUUCAGGCUGGACGUGGGCGGCAGCGAGCCGGCGUCCCUGUCCUACCUGGCCUUCGAAGGCGCCACGAAGAGGAACAGGCCGAACGUGCAGGUGGGAGAUCUUAUUUAUGGUCAGUUUGUUGUAGCAAAUAAAGACAUGGAACCAGAGAUGGUCUGUAUAGACAGCAGUGGAAAAUCAAGUGGCAUGGGAAUAAUCGGACAAGAUGGCUUCCUCUUUAAAGUUUCCUUGGGUCUAAUAAGAAAGCUUUUGGCUCCCAAAUGUGAAAUAAUUCAAGAGUUGUCACAAUUAUACCCAUUUGAGCUGGUGCUGGGAAUGAAUGGAAGAAUAUGGGUAAAGGCAAAAACAGUUCAACAGACUUUAAUUAUAGUAAAUAUUUUGGAAGCCUGUGAGUAUAUGACUGCAGAACAGAGAAAACAAGCGCUUGCCAAACUGUCAGGGAACUGAUAAGAGAAAACCUUGAGGAUUUGUGAUGACUGUAGUGUGUUUUUGUUAUUUUUGUAUUCAGAUUUAUAUUAAAAGAUUUUUCUUAAAUGAA
Haemorhous mexicanus (house finch) is the source of this 897-nucleotide messenger RNA. RefSeq names its product exosome component 3 (gene EXOSC3). Gene Ontology annotation, molecular function: RNA binding. Gene Ontology annotation, biological process: exonucleolytic trimming to generate mature 3'-end of 5.8S rRNA from tricistronic rRNA transcript (SSU-rRNA, 5.8S rRNA, LSU-rRNA); CUT catabolic process; TRAMP-dependent tRNA surveillance pathway. The transcript has 4 exons. Gene Ontology annotation, cellular component: nuclear exosome (RNase complex); cytoplasmic exosome (RNase complex). Lineage: Eukaryota; Metazoa; Chordata; Aves; Passeriformes; Fringillidae. Bases 36 to 806 code for a protein of 256 amino acids. The record is from RefSeq and is a predicted model, not a curated record.